CUCUCCUAAUUAUAGUUCCCUUUUAUCCUUGUUGGGUCGAAUCGGGAAUUCUGGACCGUGCACCUCUCUUAGCAUCUGGCUGAACCGUCUCUUCUUCUUGUGUCCAAGAUGUUGUCGCGAAGCUCCCUCCGGACCGCGCAGGUCCUCCGCGCUGCUGCCCAGCCCCAGCAGCUCACCCGAUCAUUCGCGACCGUCCAGUCCGACAUCUUCAAGCCCGCCAAGUUCGGCGGCAAGUACACCGUGACGCUGAUCCCCGGUGAUGGUAUCGGUGGAGAGGUUGCCGAGUCUGUCAAGACCAUCUUCAAGGCCGACAACGUGCCCAUCGAGUGGGAGCAGAUCGAGGUCUCCGGUGUCGAGGAGAGCGCCCUGCGAACCGAGGAGGCCUUCCGCGAGAGCGUUGCGUCUCUCAAGCGCAACAAGCUGGGCCUCAAGGGUAUCCUCCACACGCCCGUCAGCCGCUCCGGCCACCAGAGCUUCAACGUCGCCAUGCGCCAGGAGCUCGACAUCUACGCCAGCAUCUCGCUGAUCAAGAACAUCCCCGGCUACGAGACGCGCCACAAGGACGUCGACCUGUGCAUCAUCCGUGAGAACACCGAGGGUGAGUACUCCGGCCUGGAGCACCAGAGCGUGCCCGGCGUCGUCGAGUCGCUCAAGAUCAUCACCCGCGCCAAGUCCGAGCGCAUUGCCAAGUUCGCCUUUGCCUUUGCCCUCGCCAACGGCCGCAAGAAGGUCACCUGCAUUCACAAGGCCAACAUCAUGAAGCUGGCCGACGGUCUGUUCCGCAGCACCUUCCACCAGACCGCCAAGGAGUACCCCACCCUCGAGGUCAACGACAUGAUUGUCGACAACGCCUCCAUGCAGGCCGUCUCCCGCCCCCAGCAGUUCGACGUCAUGGUCAUGCCUAACCUGUACGGCGGCAUCCUGUCCAACAUUGGUGCUGCCCUGGUUGGCGGCCCCGGUAUCGUCCCCGGCUGCAACAUGGGCCGUGAGGUUGCCGUCUUCGAGCCCGGCUGCCGUCACGUCGGUCUCGACAUCAAGGGCAAGGACCAGGCCAACCCCACAGCCAUGAUUCUCAGCGGCAGCAUGCUCCUGAGACACCUUGGCCUCGACGACCACGCCAACCGCAUCUCCAAGGCUGUCUACGGCGUUAUUGCCGACGGCAAGGUCCGCACUCGCGACAUGGGCGGCGAGUCCACCACCCACGAGUUCACCAAGGCCAUCCUCGACCGCAUGGAGACCAUCUAAAUACCACAUACUAGCCGUUAAGGCGAGAAAAAAAAGAUUUACACCCAGCACGACCACUAACAAAAACCCACACCUUUCUCACAUUACCUCGACCAGGCGUGUUUGGAAAAAAAAUGAUACCUCAAACCUUAGAAGCCGAAGGCGAUGCGGAGCGACGCCGCUGGAAUUCAAAACUAAAGGGCAAGAAACAAAUCAAGGCCAGAUAAAUUGGUAUUGGGGGCAGGGGGGCGAUAUCAUG
Molecule: messenger RNA, 1483 nt
Organism: Trichoderma asperellum CBS 433.97
Lineage: Eukaryota; Fungi; Ascomycota; Sordariomycetes; Hypocreales; Hypocreaceae
Gene: IDH1
Product: isocitrate dehydrogenase (NAD(+)) idh1
Biological process (GO): isocitrate metabolic process; tricarboxylic acid cycle
Cellular component (GO): mitochondrion
Molecular function (GO): NAD binding; isocitrate dehydrogenase (NAD+) activity; magnesium ion binding
Source: RefSeq, a predicted model, not a curated record